Parnassius apollo (apollo) is the source of this 564-nucleotide messenger RNA. NCBI's taxonomy places the organism in Eukaryota, Metazoa, Arthropoda, Insecta, Lepidoptera, Papilionidae. The record is from the annotation of a GenBank genome assembly.
AUGGCGGGUGAUGGUCGCGGCGCACGCACUCCACUAUUGGAGUGCGGUGGCUACGCGCAAGUGCACGCGUACAAGACGCCGGCACCGCGCUGCUGCUUCUGGCUGGCGAGCCAUAUAAACGUAAGGAAGUGCGUCGCUGGCGUCAUGCUGCUCUCCGUCCUCACCAUAUUCUUCUAUACGUAUUACGUCACGGUGCCGCUAACGAGUUUGGUGUGGCGAGACCGUGUACCGCGGCCAUUGUCGCAGUGUUCGCUGCUCGCGUCGCAGCAGCAGCAUGCACGCGACCACACGUCGGACGCGCGCCUCCGCAUCGAUGCCAAAGUACUCGUCAUCGUCGAGUCGGCCUACUCGCGUCUCGGACGAGACAUCGCCGAACUACUUGUCGCCAACCGAAUUCGGUACAAGGUGGAAGUCGCAGGCAAAAGUCUACCUAUUCUUACCACCUUGGACAAGGGGCGGUACGGAGUUAUCGUCUUCGAGUCGCUAUCAAAAUACGCGAACAUGGACAAGUGGAAUCGGGAGCUUCUAGAUAAAUACUGCCGGGAGUAUUCCGUGGGAGUUUAG